AAACCUCGGCCGUGGCGGGCCCCGUCUCCGUCCCGUUCCAGGCCGAGCGAGGAGGGCCGGGCAGUCUCGAGCGCGGCAGGCUCGUGGGUGCACUUGUCGUUUCGGGGAAAGCGACUGCGGCUAAUGGGAGGGAGGCUAGACCCUUCGGCGUCCUGGCCGGCGUUCCGGUGGGGAUUCUGAUGCGGCUUGAGAUCCGAAGGUGGCGCGGCCCCCAAACACCCAGAGCCGCAGAGUUCCAGGUUGUCAGCGGGAAGAGGGUUACCUUUUUAGAGCUACCCUGUCGCAGUCUUGAACUUCAAGAAAAGAUGUGGAGUGGGCUGUUACCUCCUGGGCUAAAUGAAAGUGAUGUUGAGCCAGAUUCUGAAGAUGAAGCCACACCAGAGAGUCCAGGGCUUACGGAACUUCAUUUGCAGGAAGAUGGAAAGACUGACAGCAGUAGGAAGCCCAAGAUGUCAGAUUUCCCAGCAGGCAAGCCAAAAGCUGAGACAGAGGCUGAUGCAAAUGCGUAUGAGAAAUGUCCUUCUGGAAUUCCCUUACACAUGUGGAGUAAAUUUCAAGAAUUGCAUAAAAAACAUUCUGAACAGAAAAAUUCAACGUCAAGAUUCAGACAGAAAAAAAGAAAACGCUCCCAAAAAGGCAAAUUGAAGAAUGAAAAAGAAUCUCACAGUGAGCAGUCCUCAAGUGAAACCCAAUGGAAGGAACUUACUCAGUAUUUUGGAGCCAAUGAUAGAUUUGAACCCCCAGUUAAGCAGAAAAAAGUUGAGAAGUCAGGCCUUGAAAAGAGGAUAGACCAGGCUGUGGAGGAGUGGGAUGUUGAGAAGGCUGAAGAGCUCAGCAACCAGCUAGCUACUCGAGAGCUCGGUGUAAAAAUUUCCAAAGCAAUUGCCUGCCAUAAGUUUGUUAAAGCCAAAAAAGAGGCUGAAAACUCACAGGCUGCUCGAAAGAAGAAGAAGCUGGCGUGGGGGUUUGAAGCGAAGAAGAGAUGGGAAACUAAAAGCAACAUGGGAUAUAUGUAGCCUUGCAGAGUUCUUCAGGACAUUUGUUGAUAGGCUGGCAUGCUUCAUUUAUCAAAAAGCUUUUUCUGCGUAGGUUAAAAAUGUCAGAAAAUUGAUAAGGGUAGAAAAAAGAUAAGCCUAAAACUUGGGAGCUGAUUAUAAACUCUUUGUGGUCUUUUUUUCUAAGAAGUUUGUGAAGGAAAUGAACAUUUUUAUAUUUGUGUAAGAAAUUUUAAGCAUAUAUACAAGAAAAAAGGAUAAGGUUUUAUUUAUUUGUAUAAGCCUACAGUUUAAAAUCAAUUUUGUGUUUCAUCUGUUGGUCUAGUAUAGCCUGUGAGGUCCUUGUACUUCCUUAUCUGUUCUUAGCAUGACUGCAACUGUUUCUAGAAUUGAGUUUUUCAGAAUGGCUUUUGUUUAUAGUGGAUUAGUCAUAAAUAGAAAAAUUCUCAAUUGUUACUGACUUUACAAAUGACUUUAAUGCUAUAAGAAUAAUUAUUGAUUCUUUUUGGAGGCAGUAGAAUUAAUAUUUUGUAGUCCCAUAGUAAAAGCAAUUGAUUAAUUUUUGUGUAAUGUCAGUGGAAAUAAUUAUAGUAAAAAGUGGACAUAGUGUAUCUGGAGAAUGAUUUAAAUUCAGCUUUGCCUAGAAAAUGUCUUUCUAAAUAUCUCUCAACCAUGUAAUUCUUUAAAUUACGAUUGUUCUUUGAAAAGGAAAUGGUCUGAUUGUGUUAGACAAAUAGUUGUAACUCAGGAUAUCAUAACUUUGGAUCGUCCAACAGCUCAUUUGUUUUUACCUCUUCUCCCGCUACUCCUUAACAGAUGGAAUGAAUUAAUGAGGCUAAAGAGAGAACUAAUACCUGGGAAGUCAUUGUCCUUACAGUCCUAAUGGGAAGAGGCUUUGAAAAGUCAUUUGAUAACUGGCAAGACUAAAUGUGGACACUGCGAAAAAUUAGAUUAUAAUUACAUUAUUUUUAUACUUAAAGCAGUAACAAUUUCAUUAA
Messenger RNA from Peromyscus eremicus (cactus mouse), 1993 nucleotides. RefSeq names its product family with sequence similarity 204 member A (gene Fam204a). The coding region runs from base 180 to 1016 and encodes 278 amino acids. The transcript is spliced from 8 exons. The record is from RefSeq and is a predicted model, not a curated record. Lineage: Eukaryota; Metazoa; Chordata; Mammalia; Rodentia; Cricetidae.